AUGAGCAACCCAAGAGCAAGCUCACCCACACCAAGCUUGACGAAUACCCUAGAAUCCAUAAUGGUUCAAUUAAAACUUAUCCAAGAUACGCAAACUCAAAUGCAGGGAACUCUACGGACACUGCAGGAGAGAAUCGAAACUACUGAUCGAACAUUCGAAGUGGAAACGAGCGUAUUUCGACGAGCAUUCGCCUCGCUAGGAAUCAACGCACUUUCUGAUGGAGCAGGCAUCACUGAAGACGAUGACGAAGAAUAUCGCGAGGUACGACCAUCCGUACCGUUACCAAGGAACGGACCAGCAGCCCAGCAAGAACAAAGCACGUUGAGCAGAGCCAACGAAAUACUUCGCACCAUCAAGAUCCUACGAGGUAAGGGCGACAUGGGAGUGGCAGAAUUUAUCAAACAGGUAAAGUUUGUCCGUACCACCUGUAGCGAACCAGUCAUCCUGCUAAAACUCAUUAUGACGGAAAAAGUCACCAAAAAUGCAGGACGAUGUAUUCGAUACCACAAUAUCGAAACAUACGAACAACUGUACCAAGCUUUAAGAACACAGGUGUCUACACCAGUUACCACCAACGGCUGCCGCAACAAACUGCUUUCCACCAGACAAGGAUUCGGAGAAUCAGUAACGCAGUACAGUCUAAGAUUCCGACAAGCACUGAGCGAACUUCUCUAUGCAGUUCAAGCGAAGCAUUCUAACGCCACCGCGCGACGCAUUGCCAUCGCAGAAGAAGAAGAAGAAGCAAUCCGCACGUACACUAUGAAUCUUCAAGAAAAGAUCGGAACUAUGGUCAUAGCGGCCAACCCAAAAACGUUAACCGAAGCACAAUCAAAAGCAACCGACAUCGAACUUUGGACUCGAGACAGAAACUCGCGUAACAACUCUACCACAAAACCAGCUGUCAUUAACCGCCCACCUCAACCAACUAGUCAUAUCCCACGACCAAACCUUGCCCUUAACAAACAAUCGGGAAGAUUAGAUCAACCACUACAAAAAGUUUCAACAGCGACAGAACGGAAAACUCCCACCGCGCGUGAAUCACCUAAACGAAGUAACACAGACCGACACAGUGACAGAAACAAAACAGUACGACGAGAUACAGCAAGAAUACACUACAUACCAGGGAAAUUACGACACAUACAAUGCAAACGAGACACUACAGGAAGAAUGCGACGAUUUUUACUCGACACUGGAGCAGGAGUAAAUCUCAUAAUAGAACGCGACGCCCCGACAAAACUAAAACUUAAAGAAACCAGAUAUAUUCAACUAGGACGAGAUAAACAUCCUAUCCAUUACAUGACACACGUUCUCUUCCUACAAAUCAAACACCCUUUCCUAAUAAUACCGAACGACUUCCCACUAAUAGAAGACGGAAUAUUCGGACUGCCAUUCCUCGAAAAAUAUCAGUUCAAAAUUACUAACGAAUCUCUAACAUUAAACGGUACUACCAUAAAAUUACAGGAAACACCCGAGGAAAUAGAGGUACAGCCAGGCAAACAUGUACAUCACAUAAAAAUUGUUGACGAUCAUCCUUGCCGCGUAUUGUUCAUCAACACUGGUAAGCAACCUUUGAUCACGUCUACUAUUGAAUCAAAAGUUUCAAACUCUAAUCGAAUACCUCAACUUAUCGACAAAUUACGGCUUAAUCAUGUCGAUAAAAAUUACCGCGACACAAUCGAAAAAAUUAUAGCAACGUAUAACAAAGUUUUUACCUUAGACUCAGAUCCCUUACCCUGUGCCUCCCUUACCCAACAUGAGAUCACUCUAAAAAAUCCUCGGCCCAUUAACAUCAAGUCCUACAGACCAUCAGAAUGCCAUAAAACAGAAAUCAACCGACAGAUUCAAGAAAUGUUAAACAAAAAUAUCAUAGAACCGUCAGACUCCCCUUUUAACUCUCCGAUAUGGGUAGUUCCCAAAAAACUAGACGCAUCAGGCAAAAAGAAAUGGAGAAUCGACUUUCGCAAACUAAACGAACAAACGGAACAAGACGCGUAUCCUCUACCCAACGCCGACGAAAUAAUUCAGCAACUUGGUAAUGCAAAAUUCUUUUCUGCACUCGAUCUAUCCGCUGGAUUCCACUAA
Messenger RNA from Megalopta genalis, 2082 nucleotides. NCBI's taxonomy places the organism in Eukaryota, Metazoa, Arthropoda, Insecta, Hymenoptera, Halictidae. The record is from RefSeq and is a predicted model, not a curated record.